UCAUGAAUUACCUGAAAUGGUAUUACAAGCGAUUCCACCUGUUGACAAGAAAAAAGCCAAGUCAAGGAAGAAAAAACAAUUCUUUGAUGAGUCCUUGGUAUUCACAAAUGACUUCAUGGGAAAACAGCUUGAGGAUACUAGUAAAUUGGUGCGCAAACGCAAGAAACUCCCUGUGUCAGCUCUAAAUGUCUGGAGAUUCUACAAGAUCCGUCAAAUGGAGCAUAUCUUUCUUGAGCCUUAAUUUUCUGGAAUGUCUGCCGACCUUCAGGAAGUUUCAAGAAGACUUACACUGCUUCGGCAGUCGAUCCUAUUCCCACAGAAGCUCCUCCGGAGCCCAGGAAUGCAGAAUCUCCUUCUGGCAUGCCUGCCUCAGAUAUGGAAAUUGAACAUCCUCAGUUUCAGGAAGAUCACUUUGAUGGUCCUUUACCUGAAUUCAUGCCAUCUCCAUCUGGUAGAGAAGAAACAACACUGUUCCCUGCCAGCAAUUUGGGGUCAGUGUCUCAAUUAGGAAGGCCUCAGGGGACUGAACUACUGCCAACACUAGAAUUGUCAGGCUAUGCUGAUUCGGCUGACCCUGAGUCUCAAACACCUACGGUUCCUUCAGAAGAGAGACUACCUCUAUGGGACACUAGUCUCUCACAGAUACCAGAUUUGCUGAAUUCUGCAGAAUCACCGGUUCCUCGUCUAAGGGAACAACUAUCUGUAGGGGAAGCUGGUGUCCCUUGGAGUUCAAAUAUGCCGAGUUCUGCAGAAGCAGAAGAGCUAAAUUUUUUGGAAGCAGAUAACAGUAAUGCAGUCUGGUAA
This is a messenger RNA of Magnolia sinica, 804 nucleotides long. RefSeq lists its product as uncharacterized. NCBI's taxonomy places the organism in Eukaryota, Viridiplantae, Streptophyta, Magnoliopsida, Magnoliales, Magnoliaceae. The record is from RefSeq and is a predicted model, not a curated record. The coding region runs from base 361 to 804 and encodes 147 amino acids. The transcript has 4 exons.